Molecule: messenger RNA, 675 nt
Organism: Chelonoidis abingdonii (Abingdon island giant tortoise)
Lineage: Eukaryota; Metazoa; Chordata; Testudines; Testudinidae
Product: stress-associated endoplasmic reticulum protein 1-like
Biological process (GO): endoplasmic reticulum unfolded protein response
Cellular component (GO): endoplasmic reticulum
Source: RefSeq, a predicted model, not a curated record
CCCUGGGGCGCCCCGCGACUUUUUUCGUCCUCCUUCCCCGGCGCAUGCGCGGUUGGCGACGGGGAGUCUAGACCACUCCGGGCCGCGGGGCCCAGUGGGAUCAUGUCUGGGGUGCAGCGCAUGAGGGUGGCGAACGAGAGACACAGCAAGAGCAUCACGCAGCGGGGGGGGCUGCACCGCGCCCAGAAAGCCCCCCCGGAAGAGAAAGCCGCCGUGGGGCCGUGGCUGCUGGCCCUCUUCGUGUUCGUGGUCUGUGGCUCAGCUAUCUUCCAGAUAAUCCAGAGCAUCCGCCUCGGAGGAUGAUGGGAAACGCCGCUCUCCUUCCUGUGCCUCUUCUCAGGGAAUUCUGGGAUACCUCCUGGACCUCCAGUGACCCUCUGUGAUGUGUUGCUGCUGCGCUCCCUACCCCCCCCCGUGUCCGCCUGCCAACGUUGCCCCCCUUUUUUUUGUCUCCUUGUAUGUUUCCAGCCCCGGGGGGAAGAGGGUGGCUCCCUUUUCGUCUCCCCCUCCUGCAAGCGGGGGGUGUCCCCCAGAGGUCCUGUGAAGGCAGCCUGGAGUUCGGUCAUGGUGUGUGGGGGGAGGAUUUUCCCUUAAAAUCUGUGAUUCCCACCCCCGGGUUUCGCAAUGUCUGAUUGUUUACUGGAAAUACAUUAAAUGUUGGAAUUUUUAAUAAAA